AUGUGGAGAGGUUUUGUUUUACUAUUUUUAUUUAAUUCGGUCAUUUCUCAAGAUGAUCUUUCGUUCGGAGUUGAUGUAGAGAAGGCGCCGAAGGUGCAGCGACAGUUGUCUCAAGGGUGGAUUGAGGGGUACGAGCUGGAGACGGAGUUUGGCACGGCCAAUGUUUUCAAGGUGAGAUGCGCAGGGGUCGUUGAAUACCUUGGCAGUGUCUGCAAGGCGAGAGCUUUUAUUCUGUCGGGAAAAUAAUGAGCAGUGUCGCUGAAUUCAUGUCCUUGGGGGCGAUGCAAUUUUCGAUGCGCCAGAGUGCUCAUUAUUUUCCCGACAGACUGAUAUAUCUUUUUUAAAUGUCUCAACAAACACAAAAUUUCCACAAGCUCAAGAUGCCUUGCUUAUUUUGAUGAUUUCCCCUGUAACCGAUUUCUUUCAGAAAAUCCCAUUUAUUGAGCCGCCCGUCGGCCCUCUCCGCUUCCAUGCUCCGGUCCCAGUCAGGUCCUGGGACGGCAUCUUGGACGCGACGAAGCCAGCGCCAGCAUGCCCACAAAACUACACAAAAAUGAGCCCGUACUCAUUGAAGUACGUCAAGGAGCAGAGCGAGGACUGCAUCUAUUUGAACGUAUAUGCUGACAAACGUUGCAACGUGGGUUUUUAAAUGAAUUUUUAAACGUUUCUCAAAUCAAUCUGUCAGGAAAACAAUAAGCGAUAUGUCGCUGAACCGAUCAAGUCGCUGGAGUGAAAAGCAAUUUGAUUUUCUCGCAACACAAUUCAUUUUUCCUGCGGCGAUGCGAAUUUCGAUGCGACAGAGUGCUCAUUACUUUCCCGACAGAAUGAUAUAUUUAUAAAAAUUUGAUGACUAUAAAAGCCAAGCCAUUUUCUCGCUUUAGCAAGAGCGCCUUUGUCCUGUAGUCUUCUACAUUCAUGGUGGAGAAGAUCAGUACGGAACUCCGAGAGAGUUCAACGACGUCGAAAUUGCCCGUCAUUUCGCGGCAAGAGAGAUUGUUUGGGUACUACCGUCAUUUCGAUUGGGUAUUUUGGGCUGGAUGGAUAUUGGGCCGCAGAUUUGGCCGGAUGCACCCUAUAAUGCUGGACUGUUGGGUAAGUCGGCACAUUACCGACAAGAGAUUGUCGUUUUAACUAAACUUUUUAGCGUUUAUCAGUCCGUCGGGAAAAUAAUGAGGAUUUGCGGCAGAAAAAAUAUGCCGCCUGUAGCAGACGCGCAUCAAAUCUCCAGCCGCCGCUAGCCCUCGUAAAGUGAUGAAAGGCGAUUCCAAGCCCUCGGCAAAGCCACAUUAUUUACCCGACAGACUGAUAUGCGACGAGUAAAAAUGAAAAAAAUCUCUUUCAGACUUGAUCCAGGCCCUCCGCUGGACCCAACGCGAGAUCCUGACUUUCGGCGGCAAUCCCAGAGACAUUGUGCUGUUCGGUCACAGCAGUGGCGGACAUCUUGGCUCGGCGCUGCUUUCAAGCGUCGCUGUCGAGGAAAAGGCGUUCAGUCGAGCGAUUCUGUUCAGUCCAGGGAGUGUGGCGAACGCUCACUUGAACCGGCCGAGAAGCAGCUUUAUCUUGGAAAAAGUUGGAGUAAGAAUUAUAGGUCUAUUUUUUAGAGCGUGUAAAAACAUUCAACGCUGAAAUCAAACUUUCAGUGCUACCUCAACGACAAACUUGAGCCACUCAACAUGACCUCUCGGCUAGACUGCCUUCGAAAGAAGCCGGUUGAGGAGUUGAUUAACGCUGGAAUUCCUCUCGAAGGAAUGAGACCUCAAGGUUUUAGUGGAGCCCAGCCUGAUGGCUACACGUACAUUGAGCCGACUGUGGCCGGGUAUAUGAACCGAUGGCAUGUAAGACCUUAUUUUUUUGUCUUUUCUGGUCACCCAAUGCUCUAAUUAGUUCUGUCAUCUUCGAAACUGACGUUUCUUUAUGGAUCUUGGGCUGAUUAUGUUCUUGUUGUCUCAAAAGGAGACCCCGUCAUCUAUUGUCUUGACCGUCAGUUCGUCGGGAAAAUAAUAUGGAUUUGUCACAAAAAAAUUUCUCCUCUGAUUGCACUGAGUUUCCAACCGCGGCCAGCCGUCCCAAAGCAAUGAUGGGCGAUUCUAAGGCGCGACAAGUCCACACUAUUUUCCCGACAGACUGAGAAACAAACGUAUUUUGUAAUUUUGGCCCCACGUCGCGCUGGAUUCCCAUUUAUCGCAGCGCCAAAACAUCGAUAAAAUGUAAUUUUCAGGAAUUUUUGCCGCAAGUAUAGCAUCAGUAUGUCGGGAAAAUAAUGAGCACAAUAUCGCUGGUGGUGGCACUGAAGUGAAAAGCAAUUUGAUUUUGCCAAGAGACAAUUCAUUUUCUCGGCGGCGAUGCGAUUUCCUAUGCGACAGAGCGCUCAUUAUUUUCCCGACAGACUGAUAGUUAAAGCGUAAACAUCCCCUAUCAAACCGCUUUGCAUUAUUAAAAUAAUAUUCCCUCUUUCUGGCUCACUUUUUAGCCUUAAAAUACCCCUACCGCUUUCAGCCACUACCCCUGCUCAUCGGCGUCACCGCCGUCGAGAACGACUUCGACCUGGGCUACAACGACACGGACGUGUGCCUAAACUACGUGACACUGCUUUGCCCCAACCGCAAAGACGAAUGCGACCAAAAGUGCAAAGACCGUUACGCACAUGGCCGGGAGCUUCCAAUCAGCGCCUCCUUCGUCCACGCAUUCUCUUGGAUCCUCGGUUUUGUGAACACGAACCAAGGUGCGCCAACCUGGUAUCAGGUGUGGGACGAGUAUCAUGCCAAUGCUCAUGCUGACGAGCUGAUCUUCGCGUUCGGGCUGAAUGCGGAAGAGGGAUUCCAUCGGAGGAAUGUGGGACAUCAAAUCAUGAAAAAGUUCUUCCCCCGGCUUUUGAGGAAGUUCAUUUUGGAAGGCAGUGUUGUUGAUGGUAAGAAUUUUUUAUUGCACUGCGCUUUUUCCAAAGAGCGUAGACUUUUUGUCGCGGCGCACAGUGCAUUUUGCUUUUUUUUGCACUGUGCAAUCGUCUGUCGCGCGCGUUUCCUUUUUUGCACGGUGCGCUGACCUUUCGAACCAUUUUGCACUGUGCAAUCGUCUGUCGCGCACGUUGCUUUUUUUGCACGGUGCGCCGACCUUUUCGAUCCAUUUUGCACUGUGCAACCGUCUGUCGCGCGCAUUUCCUGUUUUGCACGGUGCGCUUGCGAGGUCUGUCAAAAGGUGGAAUGCACUGAGAGCAUUUCAAGCCUUUUUGCAUCCCUGUUAAACCGUCUCCCUUUCCAGGCUGGCUUCCCAUGGACGCCGAAGGCCGCGGCUACUAUUACAACAACAUCAAAGCGAUCGGCAAGCCCAGCAACUACACCAUUGUCGAGAAGCCGCAUUUCGUCCCCAACGUCAUCUUCGACGAGCCGGCAAUCGACUUCUGGUGGCGUGAUCUGGCCCACGUCCACUGGCAUAAGGGCGAUCAAGGCGAGGAAGAAGAGGAGGCAUCGGGACUCCCACAUCCACCUUCUCCCAAAGAGGAGGGCGUCCCAUGGUGGAUCUUUGUGCUCGUCAUCAUCAUCAUGCUGAUUUUGGCCAUGUCAUUGUUCGUUGUUAUUGGGGUGCCAAUUAUUUGGAAGACUCGGCAAUCCACAAAACAUUAG
This is a messenger RNA of Bursaphelenchus xylophilus (pine wood nematode), 3620 nucleotides long. Lineage: Eukaryota; Metazoa; Nematoda; Chromadorea; Rhabditida; Aphelenchoididae. The record is from the annotation of a GenBank genome assembly.